GCUUAAUGAUGACAAACACAAACCGGAAUCAGAUGACUGAGAAGAUCCUGGAUCUGACCCUGGUGGUCAACUACCUGCUGACUGGAGAGGUGAGGGAUUAUGGGAAUGUCACAGCAACUACACACUUUUAUCCUGUGCUUUAACAUGGAUAUUCUGAGACUUAUUAUGGAGAAAUUUGUAAAGUAGGUACUGGGUAUAUUGUUAAUAAACAUUUAAUUAAUAAAUCCAUUAUAAUAGCCAGGUAGACCCUGUGUGAAUGUAGAAAUAAAACAUAUAGGAUUGUGUGUCAUUAACGGUGCUGGAUUGCAAUACUGAGAUUUGUGGAAUAUUUUUCUGUUGGUGUUAAAGCUUGGUCAUGGUAUAAAUGUGGGGAUUGUGAUGAUUAUAAGACAUGAUUAUAAACAGGUAGCCCUAGCAUAGCAUUUCUCAGCCCUGUGCACUAUACAGGACUUUAUGAUGGAGAAAGCCGGCAUCGCACACACAGACAGGGUUAGCAGUGACAGAGGUGGGUGGUAGAAGCUUAGUUGGAGAGUUAUUUUAAUACAUGUUUCUUUAUGUGUAGGAUUACAUUGUUAUGAAGAGAUCUGACGAUCCUACAAUACAGAGAAGCAGUCCCUGUGUGUUAAGAGGAUCCUGCAAGACCCAGAGCUCCAGCACGGUGUGUCCACCUCACUCACUGAUACAUGAGGGAACCAAUGAGCAGAACAUCCUGGAACUGACCAAUCAGAUCAUCCACCUGCUGACUGGAGAGGUGAGGCUGCUGGGAAUGGGACAUCAUAGAGUAAAACCAAGGGAUGUGUCUGGAUGGUGACUGGAUAAAGAUGUUGGGAUCUCACUGUCUGUUAUUUCUUGUAGGUUUGGAAGCAUUUAAAAGGGCAAAAGGAAACUUACAAGGAAGUGAUGAUGGAGAGUCACCACCCCCUCAUCUCCUUGGGUGAGACGAUGUUUAAUCAGCAUUGUGUUUGGUUAUACAGCAGAUAUCAUUAACUUAUAUCCUCAAACACCCGGUACACAGUGUAAGAUCUGCAGUUAUUACAGUUAUUAUUUUGUAAGCUGCAGGAACAAAAUUAGUUUAUUAUCUUUUAUAUGGAUCACAGAGAUGAUGUUAUACAAGCCGCAUGUGGUGGCCACUGAAUGUUUGCAAUUCCUCCCCCCCAGUUAGGCUGUUCUCUGAAGUCACUGGGAAUUCUGAUGGAUUUAGCUACUAGUUCAGUCAUAGGGAUUCUUCCUGGACAGUGCUGCACAUUUCAGGAAAGUUGAGGCCUACUGGAUUAGAAGCCAUCCUGGUUUAUCCAGCCUGUACAAGUUCUUCUGCGCGCUAGGUAAAAAUUCACUUUGCAAGUCAAUGUAGACUUGCUAAAUAGUAUGUCACACAUAUAUGUAUAAAUAUACCGGUAUUUUUAACAAAUAGUUAAAUGUGGCGAAACCGACCUCACCACUGGGCAUUGGAGAAGACUGAUUGCCAGCCUCUUGCCAUGUGAUUUAUGGAAGAUCUGGCCCUUUAAAUACAGUUUUUGGGCAUAGUGUAAUUUAUUGUGCUGUUUCUGGCCCUUUAAGUACUUUGGGAAAAGACCUGCAGUUUUGGCAUGGCAAUUCGGAUGCAGCCGAAGUAGUCGAAGUGGCCCCCAUUAGAAACCGAACACGUGGCGGCGGCCAUUUUGAUUCAUUCGAAUGCAAUCAGCGGUGUGUGCCGUCAAACUCAUGGAACUAAAAUCGGCUACAGAACGGCACGAACACCGCUGAAAUUUUACCUUCCCUGGAACUAAUGCAUUUGACAGUUCGUUCGACAAUUCGAAUGGUUGUCGUUCGUCUGUUUGAACUGACUUUAACAUGGGAAAUAGACCGGCCGCAGAGCCUGAUUCUCUGGAACUGUUUUGGGCAUGAAAAUGUGCUUGCGGUCGGUCAAAGGUGACUUAUAUCUAUCUCCUGUACGGAUUCGAAUGAUUUUUGGCUAUGUUUGUAUUUCAAAUAUGCUGAUUAAUAAUAUGUGACUUUUAUUAAUAUUGAAUGUAUAGUUUUAGAGUUAUGAAAGUUGGGUAAAAAGUAUGUUUUAAACUGUACGGCUAAUUGUGUUACCUCUCAGGCUAAGGGGAGGAGAUGUGUGGGAUGUAACCAUUGUUUGAUUGGCUAAUGUAUAAUUGUCUGUGGGCGUCUCCCUUGCACAGGAGAAUUGCAUAAAAGCAGAGUGUGUCUCAUUAAAAACCUCAGUUCUACUUCACCCUCAAUUUGGAGUGCCGUCUCUUAUUGGGGGAAUCUGCUACAAGGGAUUGCUAUGUUUGUCAUACUCCCUUGCUAAAUCACUACUACGCUCUUGUAAGAGCUUGUUUCUGCCUUGCUCUCUGUCGGCUGGAGUGCUUGGAGCCCUCAGGAAGUGCUCGGAGCAUCCAUCAACGGAGGUACCCAGUCGGGGUGCCAGGUGAUCCGUUACAUUAAUGCAUUUAUUAACCCCUUAAGGACACAUGACGUGUGACAUGUCAUGAUUCCAUUUUAUUCCAGAAGUUUGGUCCUUAAGGGGAUAAACAAAUCUUUAAAAAGUAAAAAAAAAAAAUCAUAUGUUCAUGUAAGACUCAAUAGAGAUGCACAGCCGCUUGCAAGAUAAAGUGGUGAGUACUACGGUACAUGUACCCGCUACUCACAACCACGCUUAAUCACUGAGGAAUCUCCCAUCAAAGUGUUGGCGUCUCUGCGGUCUGCCUUCUCAUGUGCAGUCAGGUUGCGGUCUCGGCUCUCGCACGGUACUGUUUGUCUUUCUCAGCUGCCACAGCUGUUUAAGCUCCGCUCACCUGGGUAUGUAUUGCGUAGUGCUCUUUCCCAUAAUGACAUUAUAUAUACAGUCCAUUCUGUUGCAACUCUAAUAACAGUUAUUAAACCGCUCAUAAAUAAUAGCUGGUAAAUUUCAUCCAGUAUUGUUUGUGCUAAAAUAAGCACAUUAAUUAUCCAUCAUACAAAUUGAUCAUAAUCCCACACAGUAACUGGUAAAUUAUAUGGAGUUUUGUUUGUGCAAAAUAAGCAUAUUAGUAGUCCAUCAUACAAAUCAGUCAUAAGUAACAUUCAUUACACAAGAGUUUCCAUAAUAUAAAAUUCAUAAGGAAAUAAAGGGAACUAGUAAGGUUAGAUACAGCAGUAUUAUAGAACUUAAUCAUAUAAUCACAUCAUAACAGUCUUUAGUAAUAGCACCCGUGGAUAAUAAAGUGUCACCAUUCAAAAAUCCAACCCUUAAAAAGUGUAGAAAAGGCUUCGAUAAAUACAAUAUAAAAUUACUAUUCAGAUCUGAGAUGGACAUUUGUGACUAAUGGAUAUGCCAUUACUGUGAAAAAAAUCCAUAUAAAAUCUAUAAAAAAAGGAAAAUGUCAAAAGUGCAGGAAAAUACACAAGUAAAUAAAUAUAAGUAUAAAAAUUAAAAACAAAUUUAAAAAAUGUCAUAUCUCAAAAUCAUUAUUCAGUCCAUUGGAAAUAAGGGUAUUUAAUUUGAAUAUCUAUCUCAUCUCUGUUUUUCCUAAAUCCUGUAUAAAAUUGCCCCCUCUCCAAUUCUUUUUAACUUGCUGGAUUCCUGUGAACUCUAAUAGGGAUGGAUCUGAAUUAUGGACUUCCUUAAAAUGCAGAGACACUUGAUGUUGUAAAUAUAGUCUCUUAAUGCAUCACUCUACCCAAGGAAUCAAAUUCAGUUUAUUUUUAAAACCAAUUGAAUGGAAUCUAAAACAAUUACUUUUGGUUCCACAAUAAUUUUUACCUCCAGAUUUGUGGCACAGCGACGGGCACCAAGUUCACUCCCAGCUACGCUAAUCUAUUUAUGACCCAUCGGGAAACUUACCAUAUGGGUGCUUAUAGUGACUAGGAAGUGAACUAGGUGCUCUAUAAAUGCUGUAUUGAUUACCUAUUUUUGAUAGGGGGGAGAGGAUCGGUUAAAAACUUUGAUAAACUACAUCAAUUCUAACCAAUGGGGGAUAAAGUGAAGAACAAGAGACAAAAACCUAGUAAUUUUUGCACUUUCCUAAUUUGCAUAUUGUAAUUCUACAAAUCAGUUAAAUUUCCAGUUUCCACCAACAAAGGGCAAUGGAGAGCCAGAAAGAAGUCUAUCAGUUGAUAUAGUAAAACACAAGUGGAGAGCAAAACAUAACAUAAUUUAACAAUCCGUUACAGAAACAGGACCCGGAUAACAAUGACAACUUUAUUAUUCCUUAACCAUUUAUGACAGAACUAUUCCAUCAUGGAUGUCCUAUGUAUUCCGUCAUGGAUGCCCUAGAUCUUAUUUAACUUGUAGGGCACCCCACCUGCAAUAAAAAUAAUUAGAAAAAAAAAGUUAUAUGUAACGUAUCUCCUGGCACCCCUACUGGGUACCUCCGUUAAAGGAUGCUCCUAGCGCUUCCUGAGGACUCCAAGCACUGCAGCAGACACCACAACCACCGAACCAGAGAAGCAUACGAAUGCUCUCAAGCAUAUGAAUGCUGUAAACAGCUGAACAGGAAAAGCAUACAAUCAGCUUACACUCCUGGCAAUCGGCAUACAAUCCAAUGCCCAAAUAACGAGACGACACUUCGUUUUGAGGUCAAGCAGAACUGACUGUACUGGCACAUACAGCUUCUUUUAUUCACAAUCUCCAAACAUAGAACUGCCCAUAGGGUUUUGAAAUACAACCAAUCAAUCCGUACAAUACACACAGACACUCCCACACAAAAUCCUCCCCUCUGCCUAUGAUAUGAUUACUGAACACAAUGGUUAAUAUAAUUAUCACAGGCAGAGCAAUACAGUAUUAUAAAACAUAUCACAGGGAGCCCAAAACAUGCAAUAAUCCCAUAAAAAGUAUAUCCUCGGGAACCGGGGGAUCUGGGUUAACCACAUAUCCAAAAUUCACCCAGAUCCGUUCAGUAGUUUGGAAGAUGCAGUUUAAUGCAGAUUCCGCAGAACAUAUACUGGCUAUAUGAAAAAUAAUUACUGUAUAAUGUGUCCCGUGUUGUAUAGUUUAAAACUACUGCACGAUGUCUUUGUGCACCAAAUACCGGCGAGAUGGCACUGUGUAGAAAAGUCCAAACAGUGUCUGUGAGUUAAAAUGGCCGCCAUCCAUUGUUCUCACCAUGUGCCUCUGAUACAUGAAAUGGUGGCCACCCAGUAACUCCACAGUAUGUGCCCAGAUGGUUCUUAAAGGGCCAGCAGCAGCACAACACAAAAACAUUAUGCCCAAAUCAUGUCUUUAAAGGGCUAUACAUCUCAGGGGUCAAAGUCACAUGGCAAGAGGCUGGCAAUCAGUCUUCUCCAAUGCCCAGUGGUGAGGUCUGUUUCACCACAUUAUACUUAUCUUUUUUCCAGUGUAGAGACUCCCAAUGCAGUGCCCUUUUCUAUAUACCCAGUCUAAGAUUAGAAAGCCUCAGUUACGUUACACAUGUGUAAUGUCCUUAUUGCAUGUUAUUGUAUCUGCUUUUCAUUCACAAUGCCAUUUUGAUGCAUUAUAUUGUCUUAGUAAAAUAACAUUAAUAAAACAAAACAGGAAGAGAUAUCACUGCUUAAGUAACCACCUGAGCCUCUAUAGCUAGCCUGGUAAGUCCACAGCAGUUAAGAAAAUGUUCUAAUUUUAAGUGUUUUCUUUCCGGUAGAUGGUUCCAUUAACAGAAAUAAAAUCAGUGGAUUGUACACUUCAGUUUCUUCUCCGGAUUAUAUAACCAAAGAUAACGAAAACACAAAUAAUCAAAAAAUAUACUGCAUGGCAGUCAGAACACCAAGCGGUAAAUCUUUGAUGCGUGAAACUACAGAAUCCGAGGUAGUUAAUCUCAGAGACAUUAAUACCCCCAUAGAACAUAUACAGACUGAAGAUCCAUCCACUCGUAUUAAGGAGGAAUCCGUCUCAUGGGAAGAAGUAACUUUCCCAGACACAGACUUCUAUACACCCACAGAAGAUGCAGAGAUAGAUCCAUCUACUCAUAUUAAGGAGAAAUCGGUCUCAGGGCAAGAUGGAAAUCUUGUUGAAGCUUCCAUUUGCACAACCAAGGGAAAUGCACAAAUCAACUAUACAACAAAAUGUAAAUCUGCAUCAAAUGAAAAACAAAUUCCUAUAAACACUGAUAUUUAUACAGGCACAGACCAUAGACAGACAGAAUAUCCACCUGACCUUAUUAAAGGACCACUCUAG
This is a messenger RNA of Pelobates cultripes (western spadefoot toad), 6121 nucleotides long. Lineage: Eukaryota; Metazoa; Chordata; Amphibia; Anura; Pelobatidae. The record is from the annotation of a GenBank genome assembly.